GGCUUGUGGUGCUUGGACGAACCAUGCAGGAGUCCUUCGCUGUCCACUUCCUGAAAGUGCUGAAGGAGCUCCUGGCCUUCGUGCUGUUCAGUUACACGGUGCUGAUUGGGGCACUGCUCCUGGCUGGCUGGACAACUUACUUUUUGGUGCUUAAGUGACAGCUCCCCUCUAUCUUCUCUGGCCACAGACUAGUCCAGAAUGUGCAACAGUCACCACCAAGUACCCUGCAGCUGGCGUCUGCUCAACAAAUAGAAUGUCAGUUCCUUUUGGCUCCACAAACUUUGCAAGUCUUUGUUUUAUUAUUGGCUAAAUACAAUCUUAUUUUCUUAUGUAAAACAAAAAAUGAUUAAAAAACACCUUGC
Messenger RNA from Emys orbicularis (European pond turtle), 362 nucleotides. RefSeq lists its product as uncharacterized. The transcript has a single exon. Bases 24 to 158 code for a protein of 44 amino acids. The record is from RefSeq and is a predicted model, not a curated record. Lineage: Eukaryota; Metazoa; Chordata; Testudines; Emydidae.